Molecule: messenger RNA, 7971 nt
Organism: Pongo pygmaeus (Bornean orangutan)
Lineage: Eukaryota; Metazoa; Chordata; Mammalia; Primates; Hominidae
Gene: TOPAZ1
Product: testis and ovary specific TOPAZ 1
Exons: 20
Coding region: 2807-7882 (1691 amino acids)
Biological process (GO): spermatocyte division
Source: RefSeq, a predicted model, not a curated record
UUGGUUGAAUCUGCGGAUGCAGAACCCACAGAUAGGGAGGGAUGACUGCACUUGAUUUUGGAAUUUCCUAUGCUACUAAGUUCUUCUCAUUCCUGUUCUACAAAUUGUUCAACAGUUAUGGGUCACAACAGUUUCAAAUUCCUGGGCCUAUAACCAACUUUAACACCAUCUGUCCUUAAAGUGGGCCGAAGGCAGUGGGUGCCUGCCAGUGGGCUCCAGAUUCAGACCAGAGGCCAGACUCUUGAAUUUUUAUCUUUAUUUUACUAACGUCCUACUAGCAAUGUUUAUUUUGAAGGUAGUAAAUGUCAGAAUUCUAUAGAGUCUACCUUUUAAUAUAUAUUGAGGCCAGGUCUGGUGGCUCACACCUAUAAUCUCUGCACUUUGGGAGGCUGAGGUGGGAGAAUCACUUUAGGCCAGGAGUUCAAGGCCUGCUUGGGCAACAUAGGGAGACUCUAUCUCUAUUAAACAAAAAAAAUGAGCUGGGCGUGGUAAUGCACACCUGUAGUCCCAGCUACUCCUGAGGCUACAGUGGGAGCAUCACUUGGGCCCAGGAGGUCAAGGCUGCAGUGAGCUGUGUUCACACCACUGCACUCCUGCCUGGGUGACAGAGUGAGACUCUGACUCAGAGAGAGUGUGUGUGUGUGUGUGUGUGUGUGUGUGUGUGUUGAAGUUUUUACUUAAAUCUAUUUAAUGUUUAUAAUCAACUAGGCAUUAUUCUAACUGCUUUACAAAUAUUGGCACAUUUAAUUCUCAUGAGAACUCUGAGGACAUACUAUUUCAUUUUACAGAUGAGGAAACUGAUAUAUAAAGUGAAUGUGGAAUGAGCCUGAAGUGCUUAUGAUAACUUUUUAUAAAUUCUGCUAGUCUUAAACUGAUUUUCCUUUUCCUAAGGGUAUUUACAAGGAGAAAGAAACAAGGAUAAUUUCUGUAUCUUUUACACCUCUUUUACUUAAAUUCUAUUUUAUAAAAGCUCCUCAGAAUACUUGACCUGAGCUGCUCAUCCAAACUGCCAUAUUAGUCACACUCUAUGCAUCAUACCUACCAUUCUUUAAUGCAUUGUAUUCAAAUUCACCAGGUCCUCCUUUAAACACACAGAAAGCAAAGAUUAAUGGAAGAUAUCUGCACUUGGUUGGAAGGAAGCUACUAAGGGAGACACACAAGUAAAUAGUUGAACUGUGUGUUCGCAGACAGGAAGGAACACUUUACCCCUCAAAGUGCAAGAACAGUGGCAGGAAAUCUUCCUUGAUGGGUCAUCCUUGCACGAAUCUUGAAGGGGAAAUACGUAGUUCACCAGGCAGACAAGCAAAGGAAGACUUCCCAGGACUGUCAGGUACAGAAGCACAAGCAUAACAAAAGUAUAUGAAAUCUGGGGAACUUCAGGUAGUAGUCCAAUGUGGCUUAUGGGCAGGCUAUGUGUGGUGAUAAGAGAUAAUUUUCAAAAAAGAGAAAAUAAUGGCUGUCAUAGAUGAACAUGUAUUAAAGAUUAUAUUCUCCCAUCAGGCAGAUUUUAUAAACAUUGGUUCAAAGGAUAAGUCCAAACAACAAACAUUCUAGACCAGGAAUGAAAUGAAUGUGGAAAUGGAGGCAAAACUGGCUUCUUCCACAGUGAAAAUGAGAAGUCAAUUAAACUUCUAUUGGACAGAAUUUGGAUUUCUAUAGACCGUUAUUUUGUGUUGCUAUCGCUUAUCUAUAAUUUACAGAGUUGUAAAAUAACUCCCAUAGAAUCAGAAUCAGAUAAUUCAUAACGGUGACUUCUAUGUAGUUUUCCAUCAAAGCACAACUUAUACCCUACAGUGGCAGUAAGAGAAAACUAGUUAAUUUUUCAGAGGCCACAUCAGAUAGGGUCGCAGAUACCACACUAAAGUUAGGAUUUCUGUUAGUUUUAGUCUUUGAGCAAAAGAAGUUCAUGAAAGGUCAAACUGAGAAGUGCUAAGAUCUCCUGUCAUCGGAGAGGCAUGGCCUGGCAAGGAGGUGGACGUUUGACUGGAAUAGCUCAAGGAUGGAUUCAGAGGCUUGAUGCAGUAGGUCAGUCAAGAAAGUCUGAGGGCCAGAGCCAUGGUAAUGGCAAACGGGAGAGUGGCUGACAAACAAAAUACAGUCAAGUAGGUCUAGUGAAAGUGGAUGUGAGGGAUGAAGUAGAAAGAAGGUUGUCUCUGAUGGUUUCUAGGUUUCUGGCUUAAACAAUUAGGCGCAUGGUGGCGCAUCCACCUAUGUGAAAGGAGCAAGCUUGUGAGGAGCGAUGAGCUGGUUUGCCCAUCUGAGUGUGAGGUGCCUGUGGAAUAUGGAAUAUCCGGGUGAAUAUAUCAGGAAGGCAGUUAGCCAGGGGCUUCUAGGAGACUUGGUGUGGAGUUACAAGCCACUGGCUGACCGUGGCCUUUGCGAGCAGCCAAGGCGCGAGGAGCAGCAGCUGGGAGAAUGAACCCUGAACGGUUCCAGGAAGCUCAGCCUAGUGGAAGGGCCAACGGAGGCCUGUGAUGUGAUAAGCCCCACUACAGUCCCUCGCAAUGAAAUCGGGCGCGGCCACUGCCUCCCUCGGGGCUUCGCGAGAGGUCCUCCAGAAAGACGCUGGCACGGAACUCGCGACUCUCCUGCCGGUUGGAUCCCGAAGCACCAGCCGGGGCCCCACACACGAGGCCCCACUUCCGCUUACGCGCCCCACUUCCGCUUCCGGCCCCGGGCUGUGGUGACUGGCGGUGUGGGGUGGGUCAGAGGGCAGUAGGUGCCUCCCGGCGGGAGCAGCCUUUGCACCGCGGUGGGUUCCUGCGAGCUGGUGCAGAGGGGCCCCGGCGGGCCGGCCCCGGGGCACAUGCGACGACCUCCACCCCUAGGCCCCACGACGGCCUCAGGGCCUGAAGGCAAUGUGCGAAACCUGCGGAAGCGGCAGGCGCCAGGGCCAGGCGCGGGAGUCUGCGGCCCUGAGGCCGGGGGGCGCGGGGAGAAUAAGCAAAAGAGGAGAAUGGUGGUCCGGGCCACCCCUGGGAGAGGCGAGGUGGAAAGUGAUAAGUCGGUUGCAGCAUCAGGGGCUGGAAAGGCCGCAAGGCGUCGGGUGGAGGGGCGCAGGGGCCAGGUAAGCCCGUCAGACUCGUCAGACCCGCGAGGCCUAGAAGCAGCAAAGGAGGCUGAACUCCCCUUGCAAACGGAAAGACACACCAAGGAAAAAAGAAAAGUUACUGAAGCCUCAAGUGAUGAUCCACAGCCAGGGCUUGACCUGGUAAGAAAGGAAUCAUUAACCAGUUCGGAAUCUUUCCAAACAGUGGAAUGCUUGCAGUCUUUGGGUAAGGAAAGUAUAGUAGAAGGUAUUAAAAGAAGAAUUCGAAAUAAAAAACUUAAAAGCUUAGAAAACCCACCUCUCAAAAUAACCGAAAAUGAGGCUACACAAAAUAUUAAGGUUGAAUUCCAAGAUGAACUGUACAAGAAUACUCCAAAAUAUUCUUGUAACAUCUUGUCACCUGAAGUAGAAAAUAAUUCCGUUUUAAAAUUACGUAAUUGCAAUUGUUUCCCCCAUUCCAAGGGUUGUAAUGAUGAAAACAACCGGCCAUAUAAGCCUGAUGGUGGAUGUAUGCAUGUAGCAGAAAAUUUCUCAAAGAAAGAAAACCUUAGGAGUCUUGCAGAGAAGAGUGACACAAAUAGUAUUCCUCAGCUCUUACAAACCGAAGAAAAUGUAAUGGGAGUAAAUAAGUUACUACCAGAAGAGAAUGAUUUAUACCAAAGUAAAACCAAUGGCUUGCUUUCCUGUCUUCAACGUGAAAAAAAUAAAUAUUCAAUAGAGGAGAGCAGUGUUGGGCGAAAACCCAGGAAAAGGAUGAAGUUGUCUGAAAAAGCAGAUGAAACAGUUACUGAAAUGAACUUCUCUAAUGAGUAUAACAAGUCUGAGUUGAUGUUGCAAGAAAAUCAAAUGAUUGCUGAUGGUAAAGAAGCAGAGACUAAAAGUCCUUUAAAUGUUUUGAGAAAAGUAAGCCAUAAUACAGUCUUUUUGAUGGAUCAUUUAUUAAGUGUCCCAGAAACAGUAGAAAAAGAAACAAGUUCUGAACAUCAUGUAAAUGCUGUGUUUCAGAAAACCAUUGAACCACUUUUGAAAGAAGAAACAGAGAAUGCUUCAGAGCCCUUGGGAUAUGAAAGCAUGGCAUCGAAAGAGGAUUUUAGAUCGAUGAAAAGCUUCAUGGGGAAAUCACCUAAUGAGUACCAUAUUGAAAGGAGAUCUUCACGGGAAGACUUAAGAAGUGCAUCUGAAGAAUUGAAGUUAAGCUGUCAGAGAACAAUACCUAUGACUGGUAAAAGAACUUGGCCCUAUUAUUCAUGUGCUAGAAUAUCUGCCUGGUGUUGGAAAAAGGCUUCCUUGCCAGAAUCAAGUUACUUUCUUCCUGGGUCUCAGGAAAGUUGUAGGCAAGUUGAUGUCGCUAAACACCAAACAAACCAGACCCACUUAACUGACUCCAAAUUAUUAUUACAAAGUUCCUUAACAGAAACAAACACUGAAUCUUCAAGUAAAGAAAAAUUAGAUUCUAAUUCUAAUUGUUUGUCUUCAGUUUCUGCAGUAGAACCUACUUUAAUGGUUAUAAAGGAAACUAUAAUCAAGGAUGAUAAAAAGAUAAAAUCAGAGGAACUGGGCAGAAGUGGAUCAGAGGUAAUUUCUAACACUACUGAAGAUACUCAAUUAACCAGUGAGACUCAAAGCUUAACAGGAAAUAAAAAAAAAGAUAGAGGAAAUUUAACAAAACUUAAUUUGACAGCAACUUCCAAAGAUGGUCAGGAAGCAAAUAACUCUACAGGCAAAACUAUUCAUCGAAAAGCAUGCAUUGCUCAACAAACAUUUAUAGUUCCAGACUUGGUUAAAAUACUGAACACAGGACGGCUGACUAAUUUUAAAAUUCCUUUACUUAAGAAUAAAACAGAAAAAAGAAAAGAAGUAAAUGCCAAGUCAUCAGAGAGAGAAGCUUACAGUCCUCUAGAACUUCUGGACAAUUUAUCUGGCACAGACGUAAGACAGAAUAGGAGUAAAAAAAAUGUCUCCAUGACGAUGUUAGGACCUCAAACUUUGAGCAUACGAAAUAGUGUAACUCCAGUGCAAGCUAGUUCUGACUCAUUCUACAAUAAGAAUUCCUAUAGUAUUUCUCCAAGCUUUACAAAGCAAGGUAACAAUAGCAAACCAUCUAAUCACGUCUCUGAACCAGGCAAUAUUGUUUCUAAUAAAGAAGUUGCUUCUCUCACAGCUGAAAAUAAUGCUUUUUCUUGUGAUCCUGGGUAUGUAGAGAAAAGUCCUUCCUUCUGCUGUAAUGAAGAAGAAACAUUCCGACCAGUUUCCGGUGAAGUUAGGGGUAGAAAAAUAACUAAGAAUUUUUCAGAAGUAGGGUUUCCAGAUAUUCUUAAAGCAUAUGAAGAUGACGUCCUCUUAAUUGAUGUAAUUCAAGAUGACCCAGACCUCUUUGGAGUCUCCAAUGAAGGGGAGCUCUCAUUUACUUCAGAGGUCCCCAAGAUAAGCCAGGAGCCCAAUGUUGCUGGAGAGCACCAAUCAACAGACUCCAAGUACAUGGAAACUCCAGUAAAAAAAGAACCAAGUGAUGCCUUAAGAGAACUGCCUGUACUGGACUGUGGAUCGAUAAAGCCAGACAUCUGUGCUUCCAACUCAGCAGCAAGUGAAAUAAAACAUGAUCCCAAAGAUGCAAACACUUCCUUAGGAGAAGUUGCUAAUGAGACCUCUGAAAAUGAAACACUGGGAGACUUCAGUGAACAAAUAAAAAGUUCAGACUUGGAUGAAAAGCAUAGAUUUACAGACAAAGUGAUUACCAAAGAAGAAAAAGAAAAUAUUUAUGAAGUUUGCAAAAGCAAAGAUUCUAGAAAUGCAGACAUUAUGGUUGGCGAAUGUCAGUUUGCAGCACCAGUCCCGAAACCUCUGUGUUUAUUAGUACCUCCUUUGAAUCUAAGUGGUCGUCAAGAAGACACAAUACUGAAUACCUGGAUGAAUGAUUUCAGAUUUCUGGGAAAACAUUCUGUCCUAAAGCUGCAGAAUCCUGAAACUUGUGAAAUAUUUAAGAGGGAAAAAAAUGUGGGGGUGUUCCAGAAGUCCCUAGGGUUGAUGAUACCCUAUAAAUAUUGCAAAUUUCAUUUUAAUACAUUACGUGGCUGUGAGCGACCACUGUGCAAGUUUGCUCAUGUGCCUGAACAAGGGGAUGAAAAGGUUUGCAUGGAUGUGUUUAAGAAAUAUAUAAAUAUCAAUGAACUGUGUUUGCUACAGCGUGCAGUAAACGUAUUUAUGGAGUACUACAGAAAGUUUCCCCCAGGUGUAUACUUUGAUUUACAAGUGCUAAAUGACCUUCUAAAUUCUUUACUCAAACAUUGUUUGUUGAAAGAAGUAUUUCAGAUAGUGAACCUCAGCAUAAUGGUUAAAAUGCUGCCUUCUCUGAAAAUAUUACUAAACAUAUUUGAGUAUGUGGCAACUAUGAAAUUAAGGAAUGCUGUACCUGCUUUAAUUGAUAUCUUUUGCAAGCUUGUUGAAGCCGGGAUGGUGCUUGACCCAGAGCACUUUAACUAUAUUGUUAAGCUUUUAUACCAAGUACAAGCUUCCAAACAAGAAAUAACUGCAGUUCUGGAAAUGAAAUCCAGGUUACAGAUGAGGCAAUUUAAAAAGAACUGGAAGUGUGAUUUAGAUUCAGCCUUGAAUAAAUUAGAGCUUUGUAAAGAAAAAGGUGACUGGACCAAAUUGGGAAAAUUAUACAUUAACGUAAAAAUGGGCUGUGAAAAAUUUGCAGAUUUCCAGACAUUUUGUGCUUGCAUUGCUGAAACACUCACAAAAAACUAUGAAGAUGAAAGACCAGAUAUUCCCUUUUGUGAAUUUGCUGAAACAGUUAGCAAAGAUCCACAAAACAGUAAAGUAGAUAAAAGUGUACUGGGAAGAAUUGGAAUCAGUGCUAUAUACUUCUAUCACAAGCUGUUGCAGUGGUCCAAGGGAAGGAAGGUCUUAGAUAAACUAUAUGAAUUAAAAAUACACUUUACAAGUUUAAAAGGACUUAUAGGGCCUGAGAAGUUAGCAUCAAGAUGUCAAAUUGUGAAUGUUGCAGCAGAAAUUUUUCUAAAAAGUGGAAGCCUAGAUGGUGCCAUUUGGGUAAUGAGGGAGUCAGAAUGGAUAAUCAAUACGCCUCUGUGGCCUUGUGAUAGACUGGAUGUGCUUAAUCGACAUAAUUUACUCUGUACAAUUGCACAUGAAAUCUUAGCCAAGAGCCUUUAUAGACAGACAUUUGAAGUUUUGCAGAAUCUACCAGGUUUUCAAAAUUCCCAAGAAACUGUGGAAGUCUCACAAUAUAGCCUUCUUUUUAAUAAGCUUCUAGGUUCCUGUAUAGAAAGCAGUAGUCUUGGUAUGUCAUCCUCUGUGGCAGAAUUCAUGAUUUCAAAGAGCAUCCCUAUUGAUUUUUGCUUUCUCAGAAGAUUAAUUACUUCUUUAGGAAGGAGUCGUUUAUGGCUCAAAGCCAGAGCCCACUACAAAAGUGCUCUUUCCUUGGGUUGCUACCCACCAUUGGAAGGAAAUUUAUACCGAAAACUUCUUCUAAUUCCAUCUUAUUUAUCUGAGAUUGAAAUGCUCUUAGCUAUUGAAAUCUUCAUGGUAUCUAAUGCUAGUAGUAUUCAGAGUCCUGGAACUUCUACACAGAUACUGCAGAUAGUUUUGAAAAGGUGUGAAGACAACCAGUCUCGGAGCAAUGAUGAUUAUCAAGCUGCAGUAGAAAGGUUAAUUAUGGCUGCUCGUAUAUCAGAUCCAAAGCUUUUCGUUAAACACAUGACUGUCAAUGUUAAUAAGGAACAGGUUUAUAGUUUGGAACACUGUUCUGCCCUGAAAUGGUUAAAAGAGAAUAUGAAGUGGGCUGGAAAGGUUUGGCUUUUCAGUAACCAUUAGCUAAUAAAGUCUGCUCUUCUUUUUUUUUUUUAGUUCAAGUAAUCAUUGUUGAAAAUAAAAGGCAAUAAAAAUAGACAGUUUUCACUAUA